Molecule: messenger RNA, 249 nt
Organism: Peronospora matthiolae
Lineage: Eukaryota; Oomycota; Peronosporomycetes; Peronosporales; Peronosporaceae
Source: the annotation of a GenBank genome assembly
AUGGUGGACACUGCCUCGAAGCAUCGAGCUGAGUUUGCCUUUGCUCAGCUUGAGAACGAGAGAUCUCUGACAUCUUUUCGUGACGAGCUAAGGGUAGCUCGUGGGAUUGUUGAUCGGUCUCGGGCUGAGAUAACUGCUCUUCAGACCCUUGUUGAUGCCCACCAUCGGGAGCACAAGGCUCUCUGCGAGAUGCUUGAGCGCAAGGGCGUUCUUCAUCGGAAGAAGCAGCGUACUGAUGGUACGGCUUAA